Messenger RNA from Glycine soja, 3512 nucleotides. RefSeq names its product alpha-mannosidase-like. NCBI's taxonomy places the organism in Eukaryota, Viridiplantae, Streptophyta, Magnoliopsida, Fabales, Fabaceae. Gene Ontology annotation, molecular function: alpha-mannosidase activity; carbohydrate binding. The transcript is spliced from 29 exons. Bases 196 to 3234 code for a protein of 1012 amino acids. The record is from RefSeq and is a predicted model, not a curated record. Gene Ontology annotation, biological process: mannose metabolic process.
UUACCCUUAUUCCAGUGGUGUGCACCUCGUGUUAAUCACAAUUUCCUAGGCCGGCACUCUUAGGCAUGGACCAAUCAAUGUCCACUUUUUAUUUUAUAUGUUUGGUCUUGUUCUAAGCUUUUGUUAUAUACCUUUUCUAUAAUAUUAGUUGAAUGGUAUAAUCUUCACAGACCCAGCACAGUUUGGGUGUUGGAAAUGGGAAACUUAGCUGCAGAGUCUCUCUGUGCUUUAUUGUUGCUAUGUUUCUAUGGCAAACUUAUAGUUAGUGCUAAAUACAUGAAGUAUAAUACUGGGGCCAGUAUUGUGCCAGGAAAAUUGAAUGUUCACUUGGUUCCACACUCCCAUGACGAUGUUGGUUGGCUGAAAACCAUUGAUCAGUACUAUGUUGGGUCAAACAAUAGUAUCCAGGGGGCAUGUGUUGAGAAUGUGUUGGACUCGGUGGUUGUAUCUCUUCAGAAAGACCCAAAUAGAAAGUUUGUGUUUGCCGAAAUGGCAUUUUUCCAUCGAUGGUGGGUAGAACAAAGUCCAGAAACACAAGAACAAGUGAGAAAGCUUGUGGAUGCGGGGCAGCUAGAAUUCAUAAAUGGUGGUUGGUGUAUGCACGAUGAAGCUGCGACACACUACAUAGACAUGAUUGAUCAAACCACUUUGGGCCAUCGCUUUAUCAAGGACCAGUUUAACAAGACUCCUACUGUUGGAUGGCAGAUUGAUCCAUUUGGUCACUCUGCUGUGCAGGCUUACCUGCUGGGAGCUGAGCUUGGUUUUGAUUCUAUACAUUUCGCAAGGAUUGAUUAUCAAGACAGAGCUAAGCGCAAAGCUGAUAAGUCUCUUGAAGUUGUUUGGCGUGGCUCCAAAACAUUCGGUUCUUCAGCUCAGAUUUUUGCCAAUACUUUCCCUGUUCAUUAUAGUGCUCCAAAUGGUUUCAACUUUGAAGUCAAUAAUCCUGAUGUUGAUGUUGGUCCCGUACAGGAUGAUCCUCUUAUUUUCGAUUACAAUGUUAAACAACGUGUCAAAGAAUUUAUUGAUGCUGCUACUACCCAAGCAAACGUGACGAGGACAAAUCAUAUAAUGUGGACAAUGGGUGAUGAUUUCCAGUACCAAUAUGCAGAGUCUUGGUUCAAGCAAAUGGAUAAGUUAAUUCACUAUGUUAAUAAGGAUGGAAGAGUAAAUGCUUUGUAUUCCACUCCAUCUAUUUACACCAAUGCCAAAAAUGCUGCUAAUCAACUUUGGCCACUGAAAACAGAUGAUUACUUCCCGUAUGCUGAUAGUCCAAAUGCUUAUUGGACGGGCUAUUUCACUAGUCGCCCAGCCUUAAAACGAUAUGUUAGGAUGCUAAGUGGAUACUAUUUGGCAGCACGUCAACUUGAAUUCUUGGUUGGAAAGCAAUCAACUAAAUACAAUACUUAUGACCUUGGAGAUGCUCUAGGAAUUGCACAACAUCAUGAUGCUGUCAGUGGCACUGCCAAGCAGCAUACAACCAAUGACUAUGCCAAAAGAUUGGCUAUUGGAGCCUAUGAGGCUGAAGCGGUUGUUAGUUCUUCUUUGGCUUGUCUUACUAGAAAACAAUCAGGUGAUAAGUGUUCAACACCUGCAUCGGCAUUUGCCCAGUGUCAAUUGUUAAAUAUUAGUUACUGCCCUCCGGCAGAAGACAACAUUCCAGAGGCUAAGAGUUUGGUAGUAGUGGUGUAUAACCCACUUGGGUGGAAUCGUACUGACAUUGUCAAAAUACCGGUUAAUGAUGCUAAUCUUGUUGUCAAAGAUUCAUCGGGCAAUAAACUAGAAGUACAAUAUGUGGAUGUGGAUGAUGUUACGACAAAUUUAAGAAAAUUCUAUGUGAAGGCCUACGUGGGGGUGUCACCAAAACAAUCCCCAAAGUACUGGCUUUUGUUUCAGGUUUCAGUACCUCCACUUGGAUGGAGUACAUACUUCAUUUCUAAAGCAACUAGAAAAGGGACUAGGAGAAAAGAUUUAUCUCACACCAACAGUCAGAAAGGUGACACCAUAAACAUUGGGUCGGGAAAUUUAAAGAUGUCCUUUUCCUCAACAUCUGGACAACUCAAAAGGAUGUAUAAUUCCAGAACUGGAGUUGAUAUACCUAUUCAGCAAAGCUACCUUUGGUAUGGAUCUAGUGAGGGCGAUAGUGAUCCUCAGGCUUCUGGUGCAUAUAUAUUUCGGCCAAACGGAUCCCCCCCAAAUAUCGUUUCAAGAUCAGUGCCUACAAAGGUAAUUCGUGGACCACUAGUUGAUGAAGUUCAUCAGAAAUUUAGCUCUUGGAUUUACCAGGUUACUAGGCUUUACAAAGACAAAGAACAUGCUGAAAUCGAAUUCACUAUUGGUCCAAUUCCUACUGAUGAUGGAGUUGGAAAAGAGGUGAUCACACGAAUGACAGCAAAUAUGGCCACAAACAAGGAGUUUUAUGCGGAUUCCAAUGGAAGAGAUUUUCUAAAACGAGUUCGAGAUCAUAGGGAAGAUUGGCCUCUGCAAGUAACUCAACCAGUAGCAGGAAACUAUUACCCACUUAAUCUUGGAAUUUAUACUAAGGAUGAAAAAUCUGAGUUCUCAGUGUUAGUUGAUCGUGCCACUGGUGGAGCCAGCAUCAAAGAUGGUGAGGUGGAAUUGAUGCUUCACAGGCGUAUUCUCCAUGAUGAUAGUCGAGGAGUUGGGGAACCACUUGAUGAACAAGUUUGCGUGAACAAUAAUAAUACUUGCGAAGGACUAACAGUCAGAGGAAAUUAUUAUAUCAGCAUCCACAAGCUUGGAGUUGGUUCACGCUGGCGUCGUACAACUGGUCAGGAAAUUUAUUCUCCAUUCUUAGUGGCUUUUACACAUGAGAUCUCGGAAAAUUGGAAGUCCUCUCAUUUGACGAAAGGAACUAUCAUGGAUCCAAAUUACAGCUUGCCUCCCAAUAUUGCUUUGAUAACUCUUGAGGAGUUGGAUGGUGGAAUUGUGCUUCUCCGUUUGGCACAUCUAUAUGAACGAAGUGAAGAUGCUGAGUAUUCGACUCUAACGAAAGUUGAACUAAAGAAGUUGUUUGCCAUGAAAACGAUAAGGGAGUUGAAGGAGGUAAGUUUGUCAUCAAACCAAGAGAAAUCAGAAAUGAAGAGGAUGACAUGGAAGGUUGAAGGGGACAAAGGACAAGAACCUCAGGCAGUUAGGGGUGGCCCUGUCAGCUAUCACAAUUUGGUUGUUGAGCUUGGCCCCAUGGAAAUACGAACUUUCCUUUUGAAAUUUUAAAAUAGCUCAAAUAAUCAUUGAUGAUUUUAUUUGAAGGAAUAAACAUGUUUGAUCACAUGACUUUUACCCUUGUAAAAAUUGGUAGAGGGAGACCAAGAACGAUUUUGAAGGAAAACAUGAAAAGAAAUGAGUAAAGAUCCUAUCCAAUGACUAGAAAUAAUAUAUUUAAGACUUUGGUUCUUAACCAAAUCUAACGACAUCAGGUAACAGUGUAAUCGACUCCAUCUAAGAUUGUUGUUGUUAUAUUGUCAGAUAAACAUGUUUGAUGUUUCUAUGUU